Messenger RNA from Petromyzon marinus (sea lamprey), 19043 nucleotides. The record is from RefSeq and is a predicted model, not a curated record. Lineage: Eukaryota; Metazoa; Chordata; Hyperoartia; Petromyzontiformes; Petromyzontidae.
UCGUCUGAGAGUGGGCGGGGGGUCGCCGGCGCCGCGCGCGAGCGAGCGAGAGGCAGGCGCGCGCGCACGUGCCCAGAGUCUCAGUGCUCGGAUUAAGCGGAGCGGCGUGCGGCGGACUCCACUCAGCGCCCCCCCCCCGCCAAACACCGCCGGGCUCGACAAGUCACGACCAUGGGCGCGGAGGGCGACGGCGAGGAUGAGAUUCAGUUUCUGCGGACGGAGGAUGAGGUCGUGCUGCAGAGCACGGCCACCAUACAGAAGGAGCAGCUCAAGUUCUGCUUGGCCGCCGAGGGUUUUGGGAAUCGUCUCUGCUUCCUCGAGUCUAUCUCUAAUGCCAAGAAUGUUCCUCCUGACCUUUCCAUCUGCAAGUUUGUGCUGGAACAGUCGCUAUCCGUGCGAGCACUGCAGGAGAUGUUGGCCAACACCGAGGAGAAGGCAGAGGGGCCGGUUGACAUGGAGAAAUGGAAAUUCAUGAUGAAGACGGCGCUGGGUGGUGGCCACCGCACGCUGCUCUACGGUCACGCCAUCAUCCUCCGGCAUGCCCACAGCGGAAUGUACCUGAGCUGCCUACGGACAUCCCACUCAUCAUCAGACAAGCUGGCCUUUGACGUUGGUCUUCAGGAGGACACCACAGGUGAGGCUUGCUGGUGGACCAUUCACCCUGCAUCCAAGCAGCGCUCCGAGGGCGAAAAGGUCAGAGUUGGAGAUGACCUCAUCCUGGUCAGCAUCUCCUCGGAGAGAUACCUGCAUCUCUCGCACGCAAACGGCAGUCUCCACGUGGAUGCCUCCUUCCAGCAGACACUGUGGAACGUCUCUCCUGUGUGCUCUGGGAGUGAGAUGGCCCAAGGCUACCUGAUUGGAGGCGACGUGCUGAGGUUAUUCCACGGCCACGAUGAGUGCGUGACUGUGCCUCCGGCCGACCGUGGGGAUGAGCACCGACGUUCGGUGCAUUACGAAGGCGGGGCUGUGUGCAGCCACGCCCGCUCUUUGUGGAGACUGGAGACCCUCCGAGUCAGCUGGAGCGGUAACCACCUGCACUGGGGCCAGCCGUUUCGCCUGCGCCACGUCACCACGGGCAAGUACCUGGCGCUCACGGAGGAGCGGGUCCUGCUGCUCGUGGACCGUGGCUGCGCCGACGUCAAGACCAGCGCCUUCAGCAUGCGCUCCUCCAAGGAAAAGCUGGACUCGGGUCCCCGGAGAGACAUAGACGGCAUGGGCUCUCCGGAGAUCAAGUACGGCGACUCGGUGUGCUACAUGCAGCAUGUGGAGAGCGGGCGGUGGCUCACCUACCAGGCAGCCGAUGCCAAGACCGCACGCAUGGGCUCGUACACACGCAAGGCCAUCAUGCACCAGGAGGGCCACAUGGACGAUGGGCUGACAUUGUCCCGCUCUCGGCACGAGGAGUCGCGCACGGCCCGCGUAAUCCGAUGCACCACCAACCUCUUCAAUGGCUUCAUCAGUGGGCUGGAUGCUCUGCAGGCUGCAGGGCGUGGGGCAGGCGUGGAGCUGCCCAUCGAGGGGGUCAAGCUGAGCCUGCAGGACCUCAUCCUCUACUUCCAGCCGCCCAAAGAUGACCUGGAGCACGAAGAGCAGCAGAACCAUCUGCGUGCGCUCAAGAACCGGCAGAAUCUCUUCCAGGAGGAGGGCAUGAUCACGCUGGUGUUGGACUGCAUCGACCGGCUCAGCGUGUACAGCAGCGCCGCGUACUUUGCGGAUGUGGCUGGGGAGGAGGCCGGGGAGGCGUGGAAGGAGAUCCUAAACACGCUCUACGAACUGCUCGCUGCCCUGAUUCGUGGGAAUCACAGGAACUGCGCCCAGUUUUCCAGCUCCCUGGACUGGCUGGUUAGUCGGCUGGAGAGACUGGAAGCCUCGUCAGGCAUUCUGGAGGUGCUUCACUGUGUCCUCAUCGAGAGCCCCGAGGCGCUGAACAUCAUCAAGGAGGCUCACAUCACCUCCAUCAUCUCCCUCCUGGACAAGCACGGACGCAACCAUAAGGUUCUGGAUGUGCUGUGCUCACUCUGCGAAUGUAAUGGCGUGGCAGUCAGGGCCAACCAAAACCUUAUCUGUGACAACCUGCUACCCGGACGUGACCUCCUGUUACAGACCCGACUGGUGAACAACGUUACCAGCAUGCGCCCCAACAUUUACCUGGGGGUGAGCGAGGGCUCGGCUCAGUACCGCAAGUGGUACUACGAGCUGAUAGUGGACAGCGUGGAGCCCUACGUGACGGCGGCGCCCACACACCUGCGCGUCGGCUGGGCCAACGGGGAGGGUUACGCCCCGUACCCGGGCGGCGGAGAGGGUUGGGGCGGUAACGGCGUCGGGGACGACCUCUACUCCUACGGCUUCGACGGCCUGCACCUGUGGUCAGGGCGCAUCGCACGCGCGGUCGGCUCGCCCAACCGGCACGUCCUGAGCGCGGACGACGUGGUGAGCUGCCUUCUGGACCUCAACAUUCCCAGCAUUUCCUUCCGCAUCAACGGGCAGCCCGUGCAGGGCAUGUUCGAGAAUUUCAACACGGACGGCCUCUUCUUUCCCGUGGUCAGCUUCUCCGCGGGUGUCAGUGUGCGGUUCCUGCUGGGGGGCCGUCACGGCGAGUUCAAGUUCCUCCCUCCCGCGGGUUACGCCCCCUGCUUCGAGGCGCUGCUGCCCAAGGACCGCAUGCGCGUGGAGCACGUCAAGGUGUACAAGCACGACCACGACGGCACGCGCGACCUGCUGGGGCCCACCGUGUCGCUCAAGCAGUCCGCCUUCACGCCCGUGCCCGUCGACACCAGCCAGAUUGCGCUGCUGCCUCAUCUUGAGCGCGUUCGGAACAAGCUGGCCGAGAACAUCCACGAGCUGUGGGCCAUGAACAAGAUCGAGAUGGGCUGGACGUACGGCACGGUCCGUGAUGAUAACAAGAGGCAGCAUCCAUGUCUCGUGGACUUCCACAAACUCCCUGAGCAGGAACGCAACUACAAUCUGCAGAUGUCCAGUGAAACUCUCAAGACACUCCUCGCCCUAGGAUGCCACGUGGGAAUUGCAGACGAGCAAGCCGAAGCAACCCUGAAACGUUUCAAGCUCCCCAGGAACUACCUGAUGUCCAGCAACUACAAGCCGUCUCCUCUGGACCUCACCAACACCAAGCUGAACCCGACCCAGGAGGCCCUCGUGGACCGCCUGGCAGAGAACGCGCACAAUGUGUGGGCGCGCGACCGCAUUCGGCAGGGCUGGACCUACGGCAUCCAGCAGGACAUCAAAAACCGACGGAACCCGCGCCUCGUGCCAUACGCCCUUCUGGAUGAGAGGACCAAGAAGUCGAACCGGGACAGCCUGCGCGAGGCUGUGCGCACCCUGCUGGGCUACGGGUACCACAUCGAGGCACCAGACCAAGACCCAGCUACCCGGGUUGACGUCCACGGCGUCCACAAGCGGCAGUUCCGCACGGAGCGCUUCUACGCGGUGCGCACGGGCAAGUGGUACUUCGAGUUUGAGCUGGUGACGGCCGGGGACAUGCGCGUGGGCUGGGCGCGGCCCGGCUGCCGGCCUGACGUCGCGCUGGGCUCCGAUGACCAGGCCUUCGUUUUCGACGGCCUCAAGUCCCAGAAGUGGCACCAGGGGGGAGAGCACUUUGGGCGGGCGUGGCAGCCGGGCGACGUGGUGGGCUGCCUCGUGGACCUGAACGACCGCAUCGUGAUGUUCACCCUCAACGGCGAGAUCAUGCUGGACGACUCGGGCUCCGAGUUUGCCUUCAGCGAGCUGGAAAUCGGCGAGGGCUUCAUGCCCAUAUGCAGUCUGGGCCUGUCGCAGGUGGGACGCCUGAACUUUGGAAAGGACGCCACCAAGCUGAAGUACUUCCCCAUCUGCGGGCUGCAGGAGGGCUACGAGCCCUUCGCAGUGUACAUGAACCGAGACAUCACGCUGUGGUACAGCAAGCGGCUGGCGCAGUUCAUGCCCGUCAUGGCUGACGACGAUCAUUUUGAGGUGACGCGCAUAGACGGCACCAUCGACAGCCCGCCGUGCCUCAAGGUGUCGCACAAGACGUUCGGCUCGCAGCACAGCAACACGGACCUGGCCUUCUUCCGCCUGAGCAUGCCCGUGGAGUGCGAGGAGAACUUCGGGCGGCGGGGCCUGCCGGCGCCGUCGCCGUCCACGCUGGGCGGCGGCGACGAUGACGCCGAGUCGGAGUUCGAGGUGCUGCGGCGCUCCGUGCAGGGCACGCCGCUCACGGGCUCCCGCGGCGAUUCGCGCGCCAACUCGCGGGCCGAUCAGCGGCGGGGCGAGCGCGAGGAGGAGGAGGCGGCGGCGGACGACCGGGCCAAGCACGAGGCCAACAACCACAAGGACUACGCCCAGGAGAAGCUGCUGCUGCAGCCCAAGCAUAGGGCCUCCCAGCCGCUGCGGCCGCCCUCCCGGGCGACGGGAGAGACACUGCCAGCUGAUCGCGAUGAGCUCGAGGCCCUUCUGCAGUCCACCGUGUACUACUACUCGGUGCGGAUCUUCCCGGGCCAGGAGCAGGCCACCGUGUGGGUGGGCUGGGUGACGCCCGACUUCCACCAGUACGACAGCUCGUUCGACCUGGACCGUGUGCGCACGGUCACCAUCACGCUCGGCGACGACAAGGGCAAGGUUCACGAGAGCAUCAAGCGCAGCAACUGCUUCAUGGUGUGGGCAGGGGACGUGCCCGCAGCAGAGCAGAGCCGCAACAACAGCGGGCUGGAGAUCGGCUGCCUGGUCGACGUGGCGAAUGGCGUGCUGUCCUUCACGGCCAACGGCAAGGAGAUGCACACCUUCUACCAGGUGGAGCCGAGCACCAAGUUGUUCCCGGCUGCCUUUGUUCAGCCAACCAGCCCCGGCAUGUUCCAGUUCGAGCUCGGCCGAUUCAAGAACACGUUGCCUCUGUCGGCGGCGCUGUUCAAGAGCGAGCGGAGGAACUCCGUGCCGCAGUGCCCCCCGCGCCUGGUGGUGCAGCAGAUCAAGCCCGUGCUGUGGAGCCGCGUGCCCAACCUCUUCCUCAAGGUGGAGACGGGGCGCGUGAGUGAGCGGCAUGGCUGGAAGGUGCAGUGCACCGAGCCGCUCGUCUUCAUGGCUCUGCGGAUUCCAGAAGAGAACAGGUGCAUGGACAUCUUGGAGCUGUCCGAGCGGAGGGACCUGCGCAAGUUCCACGCGCACACGCUCAAGCUCUACUCGGCCGUGUGCGCCCUGGGAAACAACCGCGUGGCGCACGCGCUUUGCAGCCACGUGGACCAGGCGCAGCUGCUCUUCGCCAUCGAGAACCAGUACUUGCCGGGCCUGCUGCGCAGCGGCUACUACCAGCUGCUCAUCAGCCUGCACUUGCAGGCGUGCAGCACGGCGCGCCUCAUGACCAACCGCGAGUUCAUCGUGCCAAUGACGGACGAGACGAGGCGCAUCACGCUCUUCCCCGACGAGAGCAAGAGGCACGGGCUGCCCGGCGUGGGCCUCAGCACGAGCCUGCGCCCGCGCAUGCGCGUCUCGUCCGUGGGAUUCCUGUCGCGCUCGCUCGACGGCGCGCAGUUCAGCCCCGACUUCCCGCUCGCGGUGCUCAAGGAGAAGGCCAUCGGCAUGCUGUCGGAGGCGGUGCGCGAGGGCGCGUGCCAACCGCGCGACCCCGUGGGCGGCAGCACGGAGCACCUGUUCGUGCCGCUCAUCAAGCUGGUGCACACGCUGCUCACCAUGGGCGUGUUCGGAAACGAGGACGUCAAGCGCAUCCUCAUGCUCGUCGAUCCCAGCGUGUUCGCCUGCCAGGGCGGCGGCGGCGGCGGCGGCGGCGGGGGCGGGGAGGACCGCGCCAGCGACAGGCGGGCGCCGCUCGCCAUCGCCAAUGGCGGCAGGGAUGAGCGUCGCAGAGCCGAGGUCGCUGGCGAGGAGGGGGAGCUCGCGGUCCAGCAGCAGCAGCGGCCACAGCAGCAGGAUGAGGAGCCAGUGGAGGGGCUGCUGCAGAUGAAGCUGGAGGAGCCUGUGAAGCUGCAGAUGUGCCACCUGCUGCAGUUCCUGUGCGACUGCCAGCUGCGGCACCGCAUCGAGGCGCUGGUGGCCUUCUCGGACGGCUUCGUCAUCAAGAUGCAGGAGAACCAGAAGUUCCGCUACAACGAGGUCAUGCAAGCGCUCAAUAUGUCCGCUGCGCUCACCGCGCGCAAGACCAAGGAGUUCCGCUCCCCUCCCCAGGAGCAGAUUAACACGCUGCUCAACUUCAAGAACGGAGAGAGUGAGGAGGAGUGUCCAUGCCCUGAAGAUGCCCGAGAACUUUUGCUCGACUUCCAUGACGACCUGCUGCUGCACUGUGGGGUGGAGCUCGAGGACGAGGAGGAGCAGGAGGACGACCAGGAUGCCUCGCUCUCGGGCCGCCUCAUGGCGCUGGUGGAGCGCGUCAAGAACCUGAGGAAAAAGGAUGGAAACGCUCAAGCGGAGGAGGACGAUUCCAAGCCCAACUGCCUGCAGCAGCUCAUCUCGGGGACGCUGGUGCGCUGGGCGCAGGAGUCACACGUGGCCGACCCGGCGCUCGUCACGGCCAUGUUCACGCUGCUCCACCGGCAGUACGACGGCGUGGGCGAGCUAGUGCGCGCCCUGCCGCGCGCCUACACCAUCAGCGCCGCCUCCGUCGAGGACACCAUCGCCCUGCUGGCGGCGCUCACGCAGAUCCGCUCGCUGCUCAGCGUGCGCAUGGGCCGCGAGGAGGAGAAGCUCAUGAUACGCGGCCUCGGGGACAUCAUGAACAACAAGGUUUUCUACCAGCACCCCAACCUCAUGAGAGCGCUGGGCAUGCACGAGACGGUCAUGGAGGUCAUGGUGAACGUGCUGGGCGGGGGAAAGUCCAAGGAGAUCGCGUUCCCCAAGAUGGUGGCCAACUGCUGCCGCUUCUUGUGCUACUUCUGCCGCAUCAGCCGGCAGAACCAGCGAGCCAUGUUCGAGCACCUCGGCUAUCUCCUGGAGAACAGCAGCGUCGGGCUCGCCUCCCCGUCGAUGCGCGGCUCCACGCCGCUGGACGUGGCCGCCGCCUCCGUCAUGGACAACAACGAGCUGGCGCUGGCGCUCCGCGAGCCCGAGCUGGAGAAGGUGGGCCGCUACCUGGCACGCUGCGGCUUGCAGAGCUGCCCAAUGCUCCUGACCCGUGGCUACCCCGACAUCGGUUGGAAUCCCGUGGAGGGGGAGCGGUACCUUGACUUCCUCCGAUUCACCGUCUUUGUCAACGGCGAAAGCGUGGAGGAAAACGCCAACGUGGUGGUGCGGCUGCUUAUCCGGCGGCCCGAGUGCUUUGGGCCGGCGCUGCGCGGAGAGGGGGGCCAGGGCCUGCUGGGCGCAAUGAAGGAGGCCAUCACCAUCUCCGAGGACCCCGACCGGGACGGCCCGUCUGCCUGCACCGACACGGCACGACGACCCAUGUGCGUCCCGCGUGCCGUAGCCUCAUUACUCCAGGACUGGAAUGAUGAAUCGCAAAUAAACAGCUUUACGUGGGGGGAAGACGAGGAAGAGGAUGAAGAGGCCGUCCACAUGGGCAAUGCCAUCAUGACGUUCUACGCAGCGCUCAUCGACCUGCUGGGCCGAUGUGCGCCCGAGACGCACCUCAUCCUCACGGGCAAGGGUGAGGCAAUCCGCAUCCGCUCCAUCCUGCGCUCGCUCGUCCCUAUCGGGGACCUGGAAGGGGUCAUCAGCAUCCCCUUCAAGAUGCCAACCAUUGACAAAGAUGCAAUGGUGAUGGAGCCGGACAUGUCGGCGGGAUUCUGCCCAGACCACAAAGCGGCCAUGGUACUGUUCCUGGAGCGCGUGUACGGCAUCGAGACGCAGGACUUCCUGCUGCACAUGCUGGAGGUCGGCUUCCUGCCCGACCUGCGCGCGGCUGCCGCUCUCGACACCCUGGCUCUCUCCGCCACCGACAUGGCCCUGGCGCUCAACCGGUACCUGUGCUCCGCCGUGCUGCCCGUGCUGACGCGUUGCGCGUCGCUGUUCGCCGGCACGGAGCACCACUCGUCGCUCAUCGACUCCAUGCUGCACACCAUCUACCGCAUCUCCAAGGGCCGCUCGCUCACCAAGGCGCAGCGCGACGCCAUCGAGGAGUGCCUCAUCGCCGUUUGCGGGCAAUUACGCCCAUCCAUGAUGCAGCACCUGCUGCGCCGCUUUGUGUUCGACGUGCCGCUUCUCAACCAAAAUUCCAAGAUGCCAUUGAAGGUUCUGACCAAUCACUUUGAGCGUUGCUGGAAGUACUAUUGCCUGGCGAGUGGCUGGGGCAGCUACGGGGCAGCGUCAGAGGAGGAGCUGCAUCUCACACGCAAGCUCUUCUGGGGCGUGUUCAAUGCGCUGUCCAAGAAGCCUUACGAGCAGGAGCUGUUCAAGCUGGCGCUGCCGUGCCUGGGCGCCAUCUCGGGCGCCCUGCCCCCCGACUACAUGGAGUCGAGCCGCAUGGUCGCGAUGGACAGCCAGUCCUCGCUGGACGCCGAGGGAAACUUCAAGCCGCAGCCCAUCGACACGUCCAGCAUCACCAUCCCGGAGAAAUUGGAUUUUUUCAUCAAUAAGUAUGCAGAGCACGUCCAUGACCACUGGUCGAUGGAAAAGUAUGCAGAAGGGUGGUCAUAUGGCGAGGUCCUCAAUGAAGAAAGCAAAAGUCACCCCCUCCUCAAGCCAUUCAAACUCUUUUCUGACAAGGAGAAGGAGGUCUACCAGCUGCCGGUGAAGGAGUCCCUGAAGACCAUGCUGAUGCUGGGCUGGGCAAUCGAGAGGACACGAGACGGAGGGGCGGCCGCCAUGCAGGCCAAGCCGCAGCGCCUCCCGCACUCAAGCAGCUUGAGACCUCUAAGGGAGCAAAGCUCAUUUGAAUCUCCCCACGGCUUCACGCCACGACCCCUGGACAUGACCAACGUAACACUGCCUCGGGAUCUGCAGAACAUGUCAGAGACUCUGGCUGAAAAUUACCACAACACUUGGGCAAGUAAGAAGAAGAUGGAAAUUGAAGCCAAAGGUGUGUGCGCCCAAGCAGGGGGUGGCACCCAUCCCCUGCUGGUUCCCUACGAUACGCUGACCGCCAAGGAGAAAUCCAAGGACCUGGAAAAAGCUGAGGAACUUUUCAAGUUCUUGCAGAUCAACGGAUACACUGUCUCCAGAGGCGCCAAGGACAUGGAGAUGGACGCCUCGUCCAUCGAGAAGCGCUUUGCGUAUGGAAUUCUGCAGCAGCUCAUCAACUACGUGGAGAGCGCCCACGGCUACAUCACGCAGCUUGAUUUCGCCAUGACCAAAAGGAAGGAAGAGAGAGCAUCGAACAAAUAUCCCCACGAGCAGGAAAUUAAAUUCUUCGCCAAGGUGGUGCUGCCCCUGAUAGAUCAGUACUUCCAGAACCACAGGCAGUACUUCCUGUCGACGCCCAGCAGCCUGCUGAGCAGCGGAGGCCACGCCUCCAACAAGGAGAAGGAGAUGGUCACCAGCCUCUUCUGCAAAUUGGCCGUUCUUGUCCGGCAUAGGAUUUCUCUCUUUGGGAGUGACGCCACUGCCAUGGUGAACUGCCUACACAUCUUGGCUGGAUCGCUUGACUGCAGAACGGUGAUGAAGGUGGGGCCCGACAGCGUGAAGGCAGCGCUUCGCGCGUUCUUCGAGAGCGCCGCCGAAGACCUGGAGAAGACGAUGGAGAACCUGAAGCAGGGCCGCUUCACACACUCGCGGAGCGCGCUCAAGGGCGUGGCGCAGACCAUCAACUACACGUCCGUGGCCCUGCUGCCGCUGCUCUGCUCGCUCUUCGACCACAUCGGGCAGCACCAGUUUGGCGUUGACCUCAUACUGGAUGACGUGCAGGUGUCCUGCUACCGGAUCCUGUCCAGCCUUUUCGCACUUGGAACGGGAAAGAACAUCUAUGUGGAGAGGCAGCGGCCUGCUCUGGGCGAGUGCCUGUCGGCGCUGGCCACCGCCUUCCCGGUCGCCUUCCUGGAGCCGGAGCUCAACAAGUUCAAUCCCCACUCUGUGUUCAACACCAAGACGGCACGCGAGCGCGCCAUGAUGGGGCUGCCGGUGCACGUGGAGGACGUGUGCAAGGACAUCCCGUCGCUGGACAAGCUGCUGCAGGAGAUCGGCGAUCUGGCCGAGUCGGGUGCCCGCUACACGGAGAUGCCGCACGUCAUCGAGGUGGUGCUGCCCAUGCUGUGCAGCUACCUGUCGCGCUGGUGGGAGCACGGCGCCGAGGAGGACCCCCGGCGCGCCCUCGAGGAGCCCGUGUGCACGGCCACCACCUCGGAGCACAUGAACGCCCUGCUCGGCAACAUCCUCAAGAUCAUCGUCAACAACCUGGGCAUCAGCGAGGCCGCCUGGAUGAAGCGCAUCGCCGUCUUCGCCCAGCCCAUCAUUGGCAAGGCGAAGCCGGAGCUGCUGAGGAGCCACUUCCUGCCCACAAUGGAGAAGCUGAAACGCAAGACGGGCAAGGUGGUGGCGGAGGAAGAUCGGGUGCGCGCCGAGGCCAAGGGCGAUAUGUCCGAGGACGAGCUGCUCGUGCUGGACGAGUUCGCCAUCCUGGCGCGAGACCUCUACGCCUUCUACCCGCUGCUCGUACGCUUCGUGGACUGCGGGAGGGCCAAGUGGCUGAUGGAGCCCAAUGCGGAUGCGGAGCAGCUGUUCUUCAUGGUGGCCGACGUGUUCGUGAUGUGGGCCAAGUCGCCCAACUUCAAACGGGAGGAGCAGAACUUUGUGGUUUCCAAUGAAAUCAACAACAUGUCCUUCCUCAUCUCUGACACCAUGAGCAAAAUGUCAAAGCGUGGAGGCUUCAGAUGGACCAAGGCGGGCGGCGACCGCGAGAGGAAGAAAUCGAAGAAGCGCGGCGAGCGCUACACGGUGCAGACGUCGCUCAUCGUGGCCGCCCUCAAGCGCAUGCUGCCCAUCGGACUCAACAUCUGCGCGCCCGGCGACCAGGAGCUCAUCUCCCUUGCCAAAAACCGCUUCGCCAUGAAAGACACGGAUGACGAAGUUCGCGAUUUCAUUCGCAACAAUCUGCACCUUCAAGGAAAAGCCGACUCCCCGACGGUGCGCUGGCAGAUGAGCCUCUACAAGGAGCUGCCGCACCGCAGGGAGGAGAACGGCGACCCCGAGCGCAGCGUGACGCGCCUGCUCGAGAUCUCCUCCGUGCUCUACCACCUCGAGCAGGUGGAGCUGCCCUACAAGUCCAAGAAGGCCGUGUGGCACAAGAUCCUGUCCAAGCAGCGGCGGCGCGCGGUCGUCGCUUGCUUCCGCAUGGCGCCGCUCUACAACUUGCCCAGGCAUCGAGCCAUCAACCUCUUCCUCAGCGGCUAUCAGCGGACGUGGAUUGAGACGGAAGAGCACAGUUUCGAGGACCGGCUGAUCGAGGAUUUGGCUCUCUCAGGCGGAGAGGAGGACGGAGAGAGCGAGGACGGUGGGAAGCGGCGAGACCCGCUCCACCAGCUCAUCCUGCACUUCAGUCACACGGCACUCACCGAGAAAAGGUGCCGCGGAAGAAACAGCAAACUCGAGGAGGAUUUCCUGUACAUCGCCUACGCAGACAUCAUGGCCAAGAGCUGCCAUGCGCAGGAGGAGGAUGAAGAGGGAGAGGAGGAAGUGAAGUCGUUUGAAGAGAAAGAGAUGGAGAAGCAGAAGCUGCUGUACCAGCAGGCGCGGCUGCACGACCGCGGAGCGGCCGAAAUGGUGCUGCAAAUGAUCAGCGCCAGCAAGGGGAGUACUGGACCUAUGGUGACUGCCACCCUGAAGCUGGGCAUCGCCAUACUCAACGGAGGCAACACCACGGUGCAGCAGAAAAUGUUGGACUACCUGAAGGAGAAGAAGGACGUUGGGUUUUUCCAGAGCGUCGCAGGCCUCAUGCAGUCCUGCAGUGUGCUGGACUUGAAUGCGUUUGAGAGGCAGAACAAAGCAGAGGGCCUUGGCAUGGUGACCGAGGAGGGAUCCGUUCCCAGACAUCAACGGGCCGACAAGGCGAUGCAGGACGUGGAGUUCACCUGCGACCUCUUCCGCUUCCUGCAGCUGCUGUGCGAAGGCCACAAUUCAGAUUUCCAGAAUUAUCUCCGGACACAGACUGGGAAUAACACCACGGUGAACAUCAUCAUCUCCACAGUGGACUACCUGCUGAGGUUACAGGAGUCGAUAAGCGACUUCUACUGGUACUACUCUGGCAAGGAUAUCAUCGAUGAGCAGGGCCAGCGCAACUUCUCCAAGGCGAUCAAGGUGGCCAAGCAGGUGUUCAACUCGCUCACCGAGUACAUCCAGGGCCCGUGCACGGGGAACCAGCAGAGUCUGGCACACAGCCGCCUGUGGGACGCCGUUGUGGGCUUCCUGCACGUCUUCGCGCACAUGCAGAUGAAGCUGUCGCAGGAUGCCAGCCAGAUUGAGCUCCUCAAGGAGCUGCUGGACUUGCAGAAGGACAUGGUGGUGAUGCUGCUCUCUCUUCUUGAAGGCAAUGUUGUGAACGGCACCAUCGGCAAGCAGAUGGUGGACAUGUUGGUGGAGUCAUCGAGCAACGUGGAAAUGAUCCUCAAGUUCUUCGACAUGUUCCUCAAGCUCAAGGACCUCACGUCAUCGGACACCUUCAAGGAGCACGACCCGGACAGCAAGGGCGUCAUCUCCAAGCGGGACUUCCAGAAGGCCAUGGAGAGCCAGAAGACCUACAGCCCGUCCGAGAUAGAAUUCCUGCUGUCGUGCGCUGAGACGGACGAGAGCGAGCAGCUGGACUACGAGGAGUUCACGGAGCGCUUCCACGAGCCCGCCAAGGACAUCGGCUUCAACGUGGCCGUGCUGCUGACCAACCUGUCGGAGCACAUGCCACACGACACGCGCCUGCAGACCUUCCUGGAGCUCGCUGAAAGCGUCCUCAACUACUUCCAGCCCUUCCUGGGGCGCAUCGAGAUCAUGGGAAGCGCCAAGCGCAUCGAGCGCAUUUACUUCGAGAUCACCGAGUCGAGCCGCACGCAGUGGGAGAAGCCGCAGGUGAAGGAGUCGAAGCGGCAGUUUAUCUUCGACGUCGUCAACGAGGGUGGCGAGAAGGAGAAGAUGGAGCUGUUCGUGAACUUCUGCGAGGACACCAUUUUCGAAAUGCAGCUGGCCGCCAAGAUCUCCGAGUCGGACAUGGCUGAGCGCGCGGGGGCGCGGGGCGAGGAGGAGGAGGAGAACACGGAGGAGGAGGAGCUAGAGUCGAGCUUCUUCUCCGUGACGACGGUGAAAAUGGCCGUGGGCUCCCUGAAGAAUAACAGCACAUCGGUUGCCAAGCUGUUCACCGUGAAGAACCUGAAGAAGCAGCUGAAGAAGGCGAAGAAGAUGACGGCCAAGGAGAUGGUGGUGGCGCUCUUCUCCGGCAUGUGGAGCCUCGCGGUGGGGCUGCUCGUCGUGGGCUUCACCGUCGGCCGUGGCUUUUGGAGGAUCACCUUCGGCGGGGGCGGCAGCAUGGUGGAGAACGCCAAGAAGAUGACGGUGACCGACCUGCUGGGCGGCAUGCCGGACCCGACGCAGGACGGCGUGCGCGCGGACGGCACCAGCGACAUGCACGACCGCAAGGAGUUCGACGGCAGUGACGACGACCUGCAGAACUCGGCGCUGGCGCUCGUCAACCGCGAGGACGCUGAGAAGGAGUUCUUCACGGGCGUGCUCGGCCUCGACCUGAAGCGCGAGGGUGGCCAGUUCAAGCUGCUCACGCACGACCUCGGCGACCUCGUGCACACGGCCCACGGAGACGACGCGGCGCACGAUCCGGCCGGCGCGGACGCAAAGAAAGGUGAAGAUGGACAUAUGGAAGUGAAAACGGAGGUGGAGAAAGCUGAUGGAGAAUAUGGAGAGAAGGAGGACAAGGAGUCCCAGGAGGCUCCGCAGAAGAAGAAAAAGAAAAAGAGGCACUUUGGAUGCAGGCACGACGACCUGGAAGGUGCCGAGUCGGACUUCUGGAAGAAGAUAACGGCGUACCAGCAGAAGCUGCUGAACUCUUUUGCAAGGAAUUUUUACAACAUGAGGAUGCUGGCAUUGGUGAUGGCAUUUGCAAUUAAUUUCAUCCUUCUCUUCUACAAGGUGUCGUCAAUGGAUGGAGGCGACGAGGGUGGGGGCGACGAGGUGGCUGGGGAGGUGGAGGAUGUGGUGGUGGCGGAGGAGGAGGAUGAGGAUGCCCUGGUGCACUUUGUGCUGGAGGAGAGUACGGGCUACAUGGAGCCGGCGCUCCGGAUGCUCGCCAUCGUGCACACGCUCAUCUCCUUCCUGUGCAUCAUUGGAUACUACUGCCUCAAGGUCCCGCUCGUGAUAUUCAAGCGGGAGAAGGAGGUGGCGCGCAAACUGGAGUUUGAUGGCCUUUACAUCACAGAGCAGCCAUCUGAGGACGACAUCAAGGGGCAGUGGGACCGCCUCGUCAUCAACACGCCGUCCUUCCCAAAUAACUACUGGGACAAGUUUGUGAAACGAAAGGUUAUGGACAAGUAUGGUGAAUUUUAUGGCCGUGACCGCAUCAGCGAACUGCUCGGGCUUGACAUGGCCGCGCUGGACUUCAGCAGGAGAAAUGAGAAGCCCAAGAAAGAAAGCUCCAUCUUCGCACUGCUCAACUCAAUUGAUGUCAAAUACCAGAUCUGGAAGCUGGGUGUCGUGUUCACGGACAACUCAUUCCUCUACCUGGCCUGGUACAUGACCAUGUCAGGGCUGGGACACUACAACAACUUUUUCUUCGCCGCCCAUCUCUUGGACAUCGCCAUGGGCUUCAAGACCCUGCGCACGAUCCUUUCGUCCGUCACACACAACGGCAAGCAGCUGGUGCUGACGGUGGGGCUCCUGGCCGUGGUCGUGUACCUCUACACCGUCGUGGCUUUCAACUUCUUCCGCAAGUUCUACAACAAGAGCGAGGAUGAGGACGUUCCCGACAUGAAGUGUAACGACAUGCUCACCUGCUACAUCUUCCACAUGUACGUGGGCGUGCGGGCGGGCGGUGGGAUUGGCGAUGAGAUCGAGGACCCGGCCGGGGACCCCUACGAGCUGUGGCGCAUGGUCUUCGACAUCACCUUCUUCUUUUUCGUUAUCGUCAUCCUCCUCGCCAUCAUCCAGGGUCUAAUUAUCGACGCUUUCGGGGAGCUGAGAGACCAACAGGAGCAGGUCAAGGAGGACAUGGAGACCAAAUGCUUCAUCUGCGGGAUGGGCAAUGACUACUUCGACACGGUGCCGCACGGCUUCGAGACGCACACCCUGCAGGAACACAACCUCGCCAACUACAUGUUCUUCCUGAUGUAUCUCAUCAACAAGGAUGAGACUGAACACACCGGACAGGAGUCAUACGUGUGGAAGAUGUACCAGGAGCGCUGCUGGGAGUUCUUCCCAGCUGGAGACUGCUUCCGCAAGCAGUACGAGGAUCAGCUGUAACAGUGCAGGCACCGGCAAUCGCCAUUAGCCACGACGAGCACCACGAGCACCUCCACCAACACCACCAUCAGCACAUCCACCAGCAUCAGCACCACCACCACCAUCAACUACAGCCGCCAUUCGCCACUAAGUGGCGAUAAAUUCACUGCAGCGCUUAUGCCAGGCGGGUUGGACUUUGAGACCACGUGAAGUGUCGAAGGGUCGCUGGCAGGUCACGGACAGACCCAGGUGUUAGCGGUUGACUGACAGAGAUGACUGACAGAUGGGCCACCUGUGCUGCCCACCGUGCCAACUUGCCACAUUUUAUCCACCUGGUGUCCCACUCAUUGUUGUAAGCAUCUCUCCUCUACUCUCCUUUAUUGGAGGGUGACUGCCUCAAACUGCAUACUUCAUGAAUUCCCUCCCCUACAGACGCCGAUCUUAGAGAAGAGAGGGGAUAUGGAAGAGAGGGUAUGGCUGGCCGAGAAGACCUGCAGCUUCAUGGGGAGCAAUAGGCCACAUAGCUUCUACACAGGUUACGUCGUGGAUGAAAACAUAAUGCUGCUCGACUAAUUAAAAAUGAAACUUCUGCUGCCAAACCAGAACUAGUCAUAAGCACACUGUCCAGGUAUGAGAACUCCCCCACUCUCCACAACUACCCUGUUACUCAUGGGGAGUUGAAGGGGGGACUACUUGAUAACAAAAUGCCUAGGCAGGGGUGAUUUCUUUAGGUGGGGCUGAUGGUAAAGCCCCAUCUCUCCAUGGCAUGUUCUAGGUUUAGAAGAGUGAGCAGCAAUUACCAGAUUGUCAGCCGACUAGUAGGGAGCCAUCCCUUGACUGCACCCGGGCAUCGAUCAGCCUAGCAUUGUCUGUACCAGAUGUAAAUUCCUUUGUGAUAGCUAUGGGGAAAGUUUGUUGAACUACGUGGUCAAAAAAUGGUGUAGGGGGCCAGACGACAGCCCUUGGCUGCACCCCAAGGUGAACAGGAAAUGGCUUCGACUCCCAGCCACGUAACCUUACGUGGCCCUGCCCACCAUCAAUAACUGUCCUUAAUGAUUGUGAGCAGAGGCUCAGGGACCCUGAAAGCAUGAAGAAUAAACCAAAUCCUGGCCAGGUGAAUAAAGCAGAGAUGUACUGCUGAUACUCGCUCCACCUCGAGAGUAGCAGAUAGGCAAAGAACCUUGCAUCUGUGCAGGACCACCCAGGUUUGGAACCACAUUGGAGCUCUGUAAGCCUCUCCCUCAGUAUGUCUGGCAAGACACUGUUUAACAAUUCGUGCCAGGACUUUUCCUGACACACUGAGAAGGGAGAUGCCCUGGUAAUUGGAGCAAUUAGUGCAUUCCCCCUUCUUAAAAAAAAUGACCAUCAGGGCAUCCAUCCAAUCCUGUGGAACCCGUCCUGUGCUCCAUGCAGUUGUAAUUGUCAUGUACGACAGGCUGUACGCAAUCGCCAUUCUCAGCAGUUCACUUGGGAGAUCAUCUAUGCCUGGCGCUUUUAUCUGUUCUCAGGCUCUGGAUCUCUCUUCGCACUUCCUCAACACAUGGCAUAUAAGCCAGCCACCCACCGGGGCUGCACGGAAGUCUAGCGACCUCCUUCCAUUGUUUUUGAGCUGAUCUGGCCCAUGCUUGUCUCUUGACCCACUCGGGCAUUAAAGUCGCCCAACAAGAAAAUCGAGGGGGCAAUUUAGCCAGAACCUGGGACAAGUGGUCAUCGAAGGCUUCCGACUUAUCAGCUUUGCCUGCAUCCCUCCUACAUACCGGUUGGCUUCCUACAGUGUGAAUGAAGUUCAACAUACAUUCACUAAGUUCAUGUUUGGUAGGGGCGUAAACUACCACCACCACUAACUCACCCUAUGUAGAUGGGGGGAGCCCAUAAUAGCCUGGGGCUUGUAGAUCCUACACCUUACCACCACACUCUUACCCCCCCCCCCCCCCCUUCAUUUUAUUCAGAAAGAUUAACCACUCCCUGUUAAUUGACAGCUUCCUGGCCCGGGUGUUGGACUGUCCACCUCUCAUCGUCACGAGUCAGAACCAUGACACCCGACCUGUAAGCCAGAGGUCCAGAUAGCAGGUGGUACUGGUCGAGCACCCUCUCCUCCGCAGCCGCAGCGGUUCCCAAUUGUUGUUCGAGGAACCCCCAUGGCGGAGUGUUUAGUCUCCUGGCUCCUCCAGACGGGGUUUGGCCAAAAGACGUAAUAGACGCUUCUUCCCCCUUGGCAUCUACGGCAAAAGCUUAUUGCAGUUUUUUUGUGUGGUCCUUUGGUAAUUGUAUUGAAGGUGAAGGGGUUACCAGCCCAUUGUAUCCUUCCGAAGCCCCUGCGUUGGCCACACAAACACACACACACACACCUGCGCGCACACACUCAACACUCACUCGUCAUGCCAGGGUUUGGCGCGGCACGCGACUGGUCGUGCAUAGUAUGACUCCAACCGCGUCAGCGAACAUGUGCGCCGGAGCUAGCACCGGCCCAGGUGUGUAUCAGAUACUCGCCAGACCACACUGACGAGUGCUUUGAAGUAUGGUCAGUGAACCACCAUGACUGACAAUGCGUUUGGAGAGAGAACUUCGUCCAGCAAUGGAUUGACCAAGGCUGAUGAGGAACCAGUUAAGGGUGAUGUCACACACUCGAGCACCACGAUACACUCCAAGAAUGCCCAUCACAACCCCACUCCAUCGCUCGUUCGUUUGCCCACAGUUCACCUGAUGACUCAUGCCAACCUCCCCAGCCCCUCGCCCAUCCCACCCACAUCAUGAUGAACUUUUGACGAUCACUCCUAAGCGGUGACAUCGGCACGAUGUGGCGGCUUGUUUGCUUCGUGCAAGCAUUCAAUUUUCUUUGCCUAAGCUUUUAUUUGCGAGACCAUUUUUUUUUAACAAAAAAUAUAUAUUUACAGAGACAUUUUCUUGAGACUUCAGUUGUACACGCUGAAGUGACGAUAUUAAGUUUUGCCUGGAGUGAAAGAGUUCCAGAAGACGCUUGUCCUAUGCUGUCAGUAAUUAAUUAUGUUUAUUGCUGUUGAGCGUUUAUAUGAGCGAAACAAUGGAAGAUAGUGCCUUAAAAAGCUAAGGAUGAGCUAUGCAAGGUCAAGACUUAGUCAAGUAACCGAAGAACUCGUAGGCUAUUUUACUUGUCUUAUUUCGGGUUUUUUUUCUGUACAUGUAAGCGGUGUAAUACAUCUAACUGCUAAUCGUGCAUUUGAAUAUCCCAAUAACAUGCUUGUCAUUUUUUUUAAUUUUGGCUGGCUUUAACAUGACAGUCUUCCCAUGGAAAUUUUACCAAGUUCACUGUUGUGCGUUUUAAUGCGUUUGUGUGCAAUACUAAAAAAUAAGACAUCCAUCACAUUACGCCAAAAGUAGGAACGAUAAACAUAUUUUUUUUCCCGCGAAGCGAUAGGUUUAAAAGCAUUUAACUUUCACGAAAAUAAUGAAACCGAUGCUAUUUUUCAAGCAUUGAUGCGAUUUAAAUGAAUUUAAACAAAAGUAUGAAAUUGUAGCCCUGAAUGUGAAUGUGUGGCCGUUCUUGCGAGUCUUUUCAAAACGCUGUACAAUUGACUUCAUGUAGACAUUGGCCCAUUUAGUCAGUUUUUGGACAAUGUUAUAUCUUUGUGACGUGUUCGACAGGGAAAACUCGCUUUCAAAUAAAAACAUAUAACAAAAUGUAAGGAUUUGUGAACGGUGCAGACGGCAUCAUAGCACAAGGGAUUGUUUGAAGUUUCAAGCAGAUUCUGAAAUAAAACAUUUUAAACGAA